Messenger RNA from Drosophila takahashii, 2035 nucleotides. RefSeq lists its product as uncharacterized. The record is from RefSeq and is a predicted model, not a curated record. NCBI's taxonomy places the organism in Eukaryota, Metazoa, Arthropoda, Insecta, Diptera, Drosophilidae.
CUCAACCGAUGUAGUUCAAACAAUUCAACAACUUUACUAGUUACUAGUAAAUUGUUUGUUAUUUUUAUACAACAACCACUGUCCGUACACUAGAGCCGCAGUAGUAUCCAAAUUUUGUAUACAGUUCGCGUUCAGAUAUUUGGCACAAACCACCAGUUCAUCAGAUCGCCGGACAUCCAGUCAGUAUUCACCAGUUCCCCGUCUGUUUCCGUUAUGGAGCAGAUCUUCGCCUUCCCGUCGCAUGGGAUGGGUCUGGGAUUGGUAAGGAUGCCGCAUCAGAGUCCGAUUCCGUGUGUACCGGAGUACUCUCUCAAUCCGAACGCGGUGGAGUUCGUGCCCUCUUAUCGCCAGUUUCCAAGUGCAGAAACCAAAACGGAGGCGACAUCAACUACAACAUUACCGAAACCCGAAAUCGUUGGCGAUGCCGUGAAUCGUGCAGAAAAUGGAUUCUAUUUCCAGCGUCAGAUCUUCGAGUUCCUCAGCCAAUUGGGAGAUGAACAAAUGCCUCUGGACGAGAUCUCGGUGGGUUUGUUACCAGGUGGCCAAGGUCUCAGCAUGACAUUCACCGCAAAGCAGCCGGUCCACCAGCUACAGCCUCCGGAUUCGAUUAGUCCCAUCUUCCACGAGCGCCAGAGCCUCCGACUGGCUGUGGGCGAUCAGGAAAAGCUGGCCAGCAGACCUGAGAGCGUUCUGGUGGCCCAGUUUCUAAUUCGGGUUAACGACCUUCUGAGCGAGAAGUAUGAGAUUAGCGGAGAUGGUUCCGUCUGUCCCAGGUGCACCUUGUGCUCCAAUCGCAGCUACACGGAGGUGGAAAUCGAGCACCAGAUCGAGGGCAUCAAGGCCUUCGAGAACUUCUUCACCUUCACGGAACCGAUGAGCUAUCAAGACUUGGUUACUCACAAGGCCUUCAAGGAGUUGUGCCACAGGCUCGGAUUGAUUGUUAGUCGGGAUCAGAUUCCCAUUAAUCGAUCUGCUAGCAGAGUGAGCACAGUGGUCCCACCACCCACGGCACAGUCUUCUAGUGUCACCGUUUGCAUGUCCAACAAUGGUAGGAAACCAGAUGUGGAGGCAGAUGCUUAUGCAGGAGAUGACGAGUCCCAGUUGAUCAGCUCACCGCCGAGAGAAAGUGUCGGCCCAUCGAUUCCAAUGGAAUAUGUUAGGGGAAAUCUUUACAGGUACGAAGAUUCCGAGGGAUCUCAGUUGGUCAACCAGCUAAAUGAGGCUGAGCAAAGUACUGAGCCCAUGAUGGUAGAAGACUUUCAUUUAGACGUAUCACAAACAAUGCCGGCCAAAUCUGUGAUAACCAACAGUGUGCCGUCCUCCUUUCCCCGGGUCUACAAAUCGGCCAAGGCCAAAUGCUCUGCCCGAGGACCAGGAUCAAGUGGCCUCCAGAACGGACCACAAGCUCACAGAAGUUCGGUUUUCGGCCGUUCCAUGAUGCAGCCGGUACAGGCCACCCCUUCAACCAUUCAGAGAUUUCGUUCCACUGCGAUUGGUGUUCAUAUUCCGGGCGGAUCUACUACCCAACGGAAGGUCCAAAUAGAUCCAUGUCCACACGGUGCACCACGCAAGCAAAAUAGGUUGGCUGCUGCGAAAUCGGGAUGUGUUUAUCAGCAGUCGGGCAAUAUGUCAGCAGUUGCAGCAGGUCGCGUGACCAGGCCAGGAAAAGCCAGUACCUCAGUACAGAAACAGCAGUCAAAUCAUACUUGCAAGGCGGGCAAAAGUGCCGUGACCAAUAGAAUGGGCAUGUCCAAUUCAAAGCAGCCCCACGGCACCUCGCAGCGAAUGAUUCCAAGAAGCACAAAUGCUUCCAUGAUGCGUCAAACGGAGGUUAAGCGGCGAAUGAGCCUGAUGCGCGGCGACAGCGAUUCGGAUCUGCUCUAUAAUGAAUAUCUGUUCAAAUGAUUUGCAGAUGGAUUAUAUGGAUUUGUUGCUUCGCUUUAAAAUAUAAUUGUUUGUCAAAACUCAAUAGACCAGCAAAAAUACUUUGCUUCUUUAUCUCACUCUUUAGACAAAAAUAUAAUCAAAAAAACUU